This is a messenger RNA of Racocetra persica, 140 nucleotides long. NCBI's taxonomy places the organism in Eukaryota, Fungi, Glomeromycota, Glomeromycetes, Diversisporales, Gigasporaceae. The record is from the annotation of a GenBank genome assembly.
GCUCGUCGGUCUCGAUAUAUGAACUAUCUAGUUUAGCACAGGUUAAAUCAACAAUCAAACCCUCCUUUGAAAUUUGUGCCGUUACCUGUCGUGACGCGUUGGUACAAGUGAUUAUUAAGAAGAGUUCUUACUGUAUAUAA